This is a messenger RNA of Gongylonema pulchrum, 495 nucleotides long. The record is from the annotation of a GenBank genome assembly. Lineage: Eukaryota; Metazoa; Nematoda; Chromadorea; Rhabditida; Gongylonematidae.
GCAAACAACCCAUCCGAUUUGUACAAAGAACUGCAGAAAAGCCGUGCCGAAGGUAAAGAGCUCAAAAAAUCGACGGCAAAAGGAGCUCUCAGAGCGCGAACAACGAAGAAUGAUGAGGAAGAAGACAGUAUGCAAGACAUAUCUUACGAUCAGUUGGCCGAAAAUAUGAAAGAAGAGCACGGAUUGGCUCUCAAAAAAACAGUCUUUCAAAAUAUGCGAGCCGAGGAAAGCAUCAUUAAUAUGGGUUUGGAUUCGGAGCAGGAGAAAAUGCGCGCAUUUCUAAGCACUCUCAGCGAAAAGGAACAACGAAAAUUGAUGAAGAAAUUGCUGUCAGGAACAGGUGGUAAACGUCACAAGAAAUCGAAAAAAGAGUUGAAAGAAGGAAAAAUCAAAAAGAAUUCGAAAUCGGAGAAGAAGAAAAGGAAAGAAAGCAAGGCUAAGAAGGAUUCAAAGAACGAGAAGAAAAAGAAACACCGAAAACAUACGAGCAGUUAG